Molecule: messenger RNA, 1629 nt
Organism: Talaromyces amestolkiae
Lineage: Eukaryota; Fungi; Ascomycota; Eurotiomycetes; Eurotiales; Trichocomaceae
Exons: 2
Coding region: 1-1629 (542 amino acids)
Molecular function (GO): FAD binding
Source: RefSeq, a predicted model, not a curated record
AUGGCUUCGCAGCAAAUUUCCACUUACGUGGUAGCCGGUUCGGUCUUACUUAUUACCAUCCUCAUACUACGUCGAAAGAAGACCGUGAAGGAGCAGCAGCCUGCUGCACCACCAAAGCCGCAUUCGCUGGCAAACACACCACCUGAGCUGCUCCCUCAAUACAUCCAGGAACUACUUGCGGCAGUUCCCGACUGCAUCAUUCUCCAUAGCGAUAUCGAUACUUUCCAAAAGGCUGUAGAUUAUAGCUGGACCCAGCAGAACCGCGAGAUCAUCCCGGCGUGCGUCCUGCGCCCGCGCGACACGCAUGAGCUCAGCAAGAUUAUUGCAAUUUUGAAGAAGGAGCAUGAUAGACGCAAGCUGGCUGGGUCACAGGUCGAGAGUUUCUUUUCGGUUAGAAGUGGAGGCGUCAAUCCGGGUCUUGGGGCGUCGACCGUGCAAAAUGGCGCUGUAGUUGACCUCAGUUUGUUUACUGAAAUUACGCCCGCUCCUGAUGGAUCUACUGUAACUCUUGGAACCGGUUCGAAGUGGAUAGACGUUUAUAAAACUCUAGACGAGAAAGGACUAAUUGUGAUGGGAGGAAGAAAUGCACCCGUUGGUGUAGGUGGCUUGACCUUGCAAGGAGGCAUAUCGUUCUAUUCGCCCAAACACGGCUUUGUCUGCUCCAACUGCGUGAGCUAUGAGGUUCUGCUCGCCGACGGCAAAGUUGUUACAGCUUCUGCCUCAGAAAAUUCUGAUUUAUGGAGGGUGUUGAAAGGAGGCGGAAACAACUUCGGCAUAGUGACUCGUUUCACACUCCGCAGCUUCCCUUGUGCGCCUUUAUGGACUUCAGGAAUAGUGACACUGGCCGCCUUCCAGUAUGCAAAGUCGCUCAAAGCCUAUCAUGACUACCUUACUCACACGAGUUCUGGUAAGCCUGGUGCAUUUGAUGAAGACGCUGCUGGUCCAAUCCUCAGUUUUGUCUAUAUUCAAAAACUUGGCUUUCAGAUCACCUCACUUUCGAUUCUGCAUACCAAGGUCCCAGAGGACAAGAAGUGGCCGGCUCACUGGGACGCGACGGGCUUCAAAUCACUACGAGGCAUUCGUAAAGACCGAGUAGAGACCAACACCAGCGUUGUCGAAAGAUUUGGUGGUUUUGCAUCGGCUGGAACCCGUCACGUACAGGGCACGACGACCAUCCGUAAUGAUCUCGAAACUAUGAAGAAUGCGUACGCUAUUUUCUCUGAGACUGCAACUGAACUACGCAGUGUAAAAGGCCUUGUACUUCCGUUUGUCUUCCAGGCAAUCUUGCCAGAAUGGAUGAACAAGGGAGACCCAAAUAUCCUCGGCCUUGAAAAUUGUACUGAGCCGUUGAUCAUCAUCAAUUACUCUGCAUCAUGGAUCAAAGCCGAAGACGACGAUUUGGUUCGAUCGACUAUCCGCCACAGCUUAGAAAGGAUAGAGGCGGCCGCAGAAGCGAGGAAGACGGGUCAUCAGUACCGCUUCAUUAAUUACUGCAUGGAGUGGCAGCGGCCGUAUGAAGGAUGCGGCGAAGAAAACUUGAAGCUCAUGCGAGAGGSGAGCCAUAAGUAUGACCCAACUGGCCUUUUCCAGAGUGGAUGUGCUGGUGGAUUUAAGCUAGACAUCCAGUAG